ACUCGACAUAUGGCGACCAUGUCUGCCAGCAUGUUGUGCUCCUGUCGCGAUUUAGGACUUCUCCAAGCUAUGCCAGUGUCGGGCGUCAAUGGCGUUCCGUUAACCUUAACGGCCGUCAUGACCCUCGACUCUCCAGGCGCACAUGCAAAUGUUUUAUUAUGCGAUUUAUUUUGAAAGUUGUUAGUGAUCCUAUUCUCUUAUAUCUCUACUGCCCCCUUCCUGUCUCUUGGGCCCAGCGCUGCCUCUGCGAGGGAAGAUUCGAUGUCGGACUCAGGCCAACCCUUACCCAAGUUUGGUGAAUGGGAUGUCAACGACCCUGCUUCUGCAGAGAGCUUCACUGUAAUAUUCAACAAAGCCAGGGAUGAGCGCAAGACUGGAAGCAACAUUCAAGGAUCCAACUCUCCCUCCAAGGAAGUGUCUGAUAAACAUGGAACCACUCAUGCCGCCGCCAAGUCUCACUCAAAUAAAUGGUGUUGCUGCCUAAAAUCUACACCAGCAGAAUCCUGAAGGUUCGAAGGCUUUGAGAAACAGAUCAGGCUCUUAAAAGAAUCUUCUUGAACCUUUUUUGUUGUAUUCUAGUUAAUGUUUGUCCAGUGGAAAGGGAGUUAAGCAUAGUGAUUUGUGAAGGAUCAAAUAAAUUUUUUCAUAUGUAUAUUAAUGGAUACUGGAGGAAAGCACCAGAAUUUCUCUUUAUUCAUGUUUGAUCGUUUGUUUCA
Messenger RNA from Dendrobium catenatum, 716 nucleotides. RefSeq names its product protein NOI4-like. The coding region runs from base 262 to 507 and encodes 81 amino acids. The transcript has 3 exons. The record is from RefSeq and is a predicted model, not a curated record. Lineage: Eukaryota; Viridiplantae; Streptophyta; Magnoliopsida; Asparagales; Orchidaceae.